AUGGGCAGCUUACCGACUUGGAAAGAGAUUGUCUUCCAGAAACGGCUCAUCAGAGACCAACUCCUUGCACCAUACUUAGUCGAUGUAGCUCAACGUCUGCCGCAAGUACAGAAUCCCGAGGAACGUACUCGGCUAGAAGAUCCCUCGGUCCAAAAGAUCACAAAUAUUGACAGUGUCAUCUCUCUGUUGGAAUGUCUGGAGAAAGGAGAGUUCCAAGCAGAACAAGUGAUCAAGGCAUAUAUCCAACGCGCUGUGGUAGCACACCAAUUGACAAACAGUUUGACCGAGAUUCUAUUCGAAGAUGCCAUAGAACAGGCAAAGCAACUAGAUAUUGACUUUGCAGAGACUGGAAAGCUCAAAGGUCCCCUGCAUGGAAUUCCAAUCACGCUGAAAGAUCAAUUCAACGUCAAAGGCGUUGACACGACCCUGGGAUACGUCGGUAGGUCCUUUGCCCCGGCCCAGGAAGACGCGGUGAUCGUGCAGAUCUUGAAGAAAAUGGGUGCCAUCAUCAUUGCGAAGACAAACGUUCCACAGAGUAUCAUGUGGGCCGAAACCGAGAAUCCUCUCUGGGGACUCACGACCAAUCCUCGCAAUCCGAUUUUCUCACCCGGUGGCUCAACUGGUGGUGAAGGUGCUUUGUUGACAUUGCAUGGAUCACUAUUUGGAUUCGGAACUGAUAUCGGCGGAAACACAAGAAUCCCACAGUCUACAGUGGGCUUGUAUGGCUUCAAACCAAGCAGCGCUCGGCUCCCCUACCAGGGCGUACCCGUCUCUACUGAAGGCCAAGAACAUGUCCCAUCUGCCAUUGGUCCGAUGGCCCGAGAUCUCUCGUCUAUCUGCUACAUGAGCCGUCUGAUAGCGAACAGUCAGCCCUGGGAUCUUGAUCCGCGAUGCGCUCCUCUUCCCUGGAAUGACACUGCAUUCCAAGAACUCCAAGACCGACCUAUGGUUGUCGGCUUGAUACUGGAUGAUGGCGUGGUAAAAGUCCACCCGCCUAUUGCGCGCGCCUUGUUAGAACUCUCAGAAGGGCUUAAAGCACAAGGCCACGAGGUUGUGGUCUGGGACACAUCUGACCAUGCCGGCUGCAUUGAAAUUAUGGAUCUCUUCUACACGGUCGAUGGGGGUGAGGAUAUUCGACGGGAUGUAGCCGCUGCCGGCGAACCGUUUAUUCCUCACGUUGAAGGGUUGGUUAACCGCGGUAAGGCUAUCUCGGUUUAUGAGUAUUGGCAGUUGAACAAACGGAAAGCUACCGCGCAGAAGAAAUAUCUGGAUAAAUGGAAUGCGGUGCGGUCUCCGUCGGGUCGGGCUGUCGAUGUUCUGUUGGGUCCUACCUUGCCGCAUACGACUGUGCCUCAUCGGAAAUUCCGUUGGGUUGGCUAUACUAAGAUUUGGAAUUUCCUGGACUAUCCGGCUUUGACUUUCCCAGUGGAUAGGGUGAGAGCUGAGCUGGAUGUGUUGCCUUCGGAACCCUACGUCCCCAGAAACAGUCAGGACGAGUGGAAUUGUGAUCUUUACAAUGCGAAACAGGUGGAUGGAUAUCCGGUGAAUCUGCAGAUCAUCGGGAAGAAACUCCACGAAGAGAAGGUACUAGGGGCCGCUACAGUUAUUGAGAAACUCUGGAAAUGUCAUGUCAACAAAUCCAGUUGA
Messenger RNA from Penicillium verrucosum, 1647 nucleotides. RefSeq names its product amidase. The transcript is spliced from 5 exons. NCBI's taxonomy places the organism in Eukaryota, Fungi, Ascomycota, Eurotiomycetes, Eurotiales, Aspergillaceae. The record is from RefSeq and is a predicted model, not a curated record. The coding region runs from base 1 to 1647 and encodes 548 amino acids.